Messenger RNA from Suillus fuscotomentosus, 2043 nucleotides. RefSeq lists its product as uncharacterized. The transcript is spliced from 11 exons. Lineage: Eukaryota; Fungi; Basidiomycota; Agaricomycetes; Boletales; Suillaceae. The record is from RefSeq and is a predicted model, not a curated record. The coding region runs from base 1 to 2043 and encodes 680 amino acids.
AUGAGCAACAUCAGUCAAUUAAUGGACUCAAGCCCAGUUCCUCCAGACACCACAGCAGUUGCUCGCGGAAGUUCGGUCCAACCGCCAAACAAAGUUCAUCGGUUUCUGAGCAAGGUCAAGGAUGGUGUAACGAAGAAGGUUCCUCGCUCGAAGAAUUUGCGCAGCCGCGACCCCGUUCAGGAUACUUCUGCUGUUGUGCAACAAGGCGCCAAUCCUCAAUCUGGACGUGCGAGACCCGUCUUGUCCCCAGGCAAAAAUGGAUCAGCAGCACUCGAUGACGCAGACAGUAUAGAGACCACUUAUCUUCAACCUCUCAGGACAUUCGACACUGUGAUCGGGACGAUAGCAGAGGUGCAUCCGUAUGCAAAGAUGGCAUUGGGCGUGCUUUCUUGCGCAUCAAAAAUAAUUCUUACUCAGGCGGAUCGUGACGAAGCGGUACUUGAGCUCUACAAGAAGUUGGGUCAAGUGUAUGGCUUCAUAAUGCAAGACGACACGCUUCUCAAGAUUUCGUCAAUGAAGGACGUCUUGGGACAGAUCUCUCGGCAGACCCUAGAAUGCGCCAAUUUCAUCAGGGAUUAUUCAGAAAAGAAAAGCUUUUGGGGGAGACUCGGAAAGAACAUCAUCUCGGAAACAAACGAUACAAUACAACAGUAUAGCGAUGUGUUGGAUGCGCUCAUGCAAAACUUCCGCGACCAAGUCACUUGCGACGUAGCCACCUACAUUCACGAUACAAGCGAAAUACUGGAAUUCAGUGGUAUGGCUUAUGCGGAGGCCGCAGGACUGGAUACUAGGAAGCGAUGCCUGCAAGAGACGCGCAUUGACAUCCUCUCCGACAUCAUGGGGUGGAUCAAUGACAACAGAGACGAUGUUCCACGCGUGCUAUGGCUAUCCGGACCUGCCGGAACGGGUAAAUCAUCCAUUGCUCACACGAUCGCCAACUCGUUCAUCGGGGUGGGCGGACUCGGUUCUUGUUACUGCUUCGACCGAAACACGGAGGAUCGUCACAAAAAGGUUUUCAUCACUAUCGCGCGAGACCUGGCUGACCGUCAUCCGGAGAUGAGACGAGCAUUAGCGCAUGCAGUCAAGAACCAGACUGCGCUCAAGACUACACCGGACGUCAUACAGCAGUGGCAGAAGCUUGUCAUAGAACCGUUAGGGAAGCUUUCUGGGUCACCAGUGGGACCCGUCGUGACUGUUAUCGACGCACUGGACGAAAGUGGCGAGGCAGUGGAGACACACAGCGACAUUCUUCGCAUUCUUUCCGGUAAACUUCGAGACCCAACCAUCAAUCUUAUCACGAAACUGCCAAAAAACUUCCGGAUCUUAAAGUGGCAGAAUGCGAUAUCUGCACCUACGUAUCAGAAAUUAGAAGGGCUUCCAGAUUUUGGGAGCAAGGAUUUCACAGCCCUGGCCAAGAAAGCUGAUAAUCUUUCUGAGUGGGCACGUCUUGCUUUAUCGCACGAUCCUGUCGAACGGGAGCACCUGUUGUAUGAUAUGUAUGACUUCAUUCUCACCCAGAUCACGCCAAAGGAUAGACACGCAAGCCUCAGGUCUCAGCAAACACAGCUAGCAGUGUUUCGUUCCGUGAUGGGACAAAUCCUUGGCACAGCCGAAACCCUUCCUUUGAAUUCCCUGAAUGCCAUGCGAAGCCAUUUUCGAGAUGAAAGCGAGCAUUACAAAGUGGAGGUCAUAGUGGAACAUAUGGGAUCCCUCCUUAGCGGCACCACCAACUCAUCCACCCCAAUCCGACCUCUUCGUGCAUCCUUUCACGAUUUCCUGACAGAUCAAUCACACGCUGGAGAUUUCUUCAUCGAUGUGCCGAAUGUUCAACGUAAUCUUGCUUUCGCCUCACUUGGAGUGAUGAAAGAUGGACUCUCCUUCAAUAUCUGCGAUUUAAAAUCAUCCUAUCUUCCCAACUCUGAAGAUCCUGGUCUGCGAGAACGAGUUGAGAAGCGCAUCCCCCCACAUCUAUCCCAUGCCUGUCGAUUUUGGCUUUCACACGUACAAGCCGCUAAGUUCGAUUCAGAACUCGCCACAGAAUAA